Messenger RNA from Amblyraja radiata (thorny skate), 1784 nucleotides. It is a transcript of the gene nmnat1, whose product is annotated as nicotinamide nucleotide adenylyltransferase 1. Gene Ontology annotation, cellular component: nucleus. The coding region runs from base 5 to 1447 and encodes 480 amino acids. The record is from RefSeq and is a predicted model, not a curated record. NCBI's taxonomy places the organism in Eukaryota, Metazoa, Chordata, Chondrichthyes, Rajiformes, Rajidae. Gene Ontology annotation, biological process: NAD+ biosynthetic process. The transcript is spliced from 9 exons. Gene Ontology annotation, molecular function: nicotinamide-nucleotide adenylyltransferase activity; lipid binding; nicotinate-nucleotide adenylyltransferase activity.
GAGUAUGUCGCUGAGGGUAGCACGGCUGGUGCGGUCUGCAUGGACUCCGGCAAGGCCUUUGACAAGGUCCCACUUGGGAGACAAGUCAACGAGCAGAAACGCUAUGGCGAACCGGAACACCUGUACAGAGGUGGUGUUGCUGGCUUGCGGCUCAUUCAACCCAAUCACAAAUAUGCACCUGAGGAUGUUUGAAUUGGCCCGCGAUCACCUUCAUGAAACAGGGAGAUACCUGGUGCUAAGGGGCAUUAUAUCUCCGGUGGGUGAUGCGUACAAAAAGAAGGGCCUUGUGGAGGCAAACCAUCGUGUGGCUAUGAUAGAAAAAGCCAUCCAGUUGUCUGACUGGUUGACGCUGGACACCUGGGAAAGUAAGCAGGACGAAUGGGUGGAGACUGUCAAAGUGCUGAGGCAUCAUUGCGAGAAUCUGAAGAACCAAUAUGUCAUCGAUAAAAAGAAUGCCACUCAAUGCCGGAAGGGAAAGAAACGGAAGAUCGAAGAGAAAGACGUCUGUCUGAUAGAUGAAAGAGAUAUGCCGCAGCUGAUGCUGCUCUGUGGAGGAGACGUGUUGGAGUCAUUUGGAGUUCCGGACCUGUGGAAAAAGGAGGACAUCGAGGAGAUUUUGGGCACCUACGGGAUGGUCUGCAUCAGCCGACAUGCGUGCAAUCUUCAAAAAUGUAUCUUCGAGUCCGACAUCCUCUGGCAGUGCAGGAACAAGAUUCACCUUGUGACCGAGUGGAUCGACAAUGACAUCUCGGCCACCAAGGUGCGCCGCGCCUUGCGGAGGGGACACAGCAUUAAGUACGUGGUUCCCGAUCCGGUCAUUGACUAUAUUCUAUGGCAUCAGCUGUACGACCAGCACAGCGAGGACAGGAAUUCCGGUGUGGUUUUAGCACCUUUUCAGCGUUACAAAGAAGAAUCGAGCAGGAACGCACCAAACUCUGGGCUGACAUGGAGCCUGGCGUUUGACAGGUUUUUACAUCCACAGCUCCCUUGGCCACCUUGGUUCCUUUUUGCAGCUCGGCCCUCAACGGACACAAUGCCGACAGAUUUCAGUGGUACCUGGCAUUUGGUCAGCAAUGAAAAUCUUGACCCUUACUUGCAAGCAUUGGAUAUUGACUUUCCUACUCGUAAGAUUGCGUCUCUGCUGAAACCCGAGAAGGUUAUUGAACAGGAGGGAGAUUCAUUCAUCGUCAAAACAAACAGCACCUUCAGAAAUUAUCAAAUCCAAUUUACGGUGGGAGUAGAAUUUGACGAGGAUGUGAAAUGUUUGGAUAAUCGCAAAUGCAAGAGUCUUGUCAUGUGGGAGAACAACAAACUGGUGUGCACUCAGAAGGGAGAAAAGAAGAAUCGAGGUUGGACUCACUGGAUAGAAGGCGAUAACCUUCACUUGGAACUCUACUGUGAAAACAAGAUGUGCAAACAGGUUUAUAAGAAAAUGUCCACCGCAUAAGUGAAGGAAAAUGCCAAAUGUGAAAACUAUUAAUUUGUACGAUUUUAGGACAUUGAGUGAUCAAUAGUGGAAACUUUGCCCAUUGCCCUCAGAUUUAGAUCCGAAGGUACUUCUUACGGCACUGAAAUAUGGAAACAGAUUUCAUGUGGCUACCCUUCUGUGCAUUGAGGUAAUAUGUUACUGAGAUAUUCAGUGUCAAUCUGCUCCAAGAUUAAUUUUGUGGUGGGAUUACAUUCUUGAACAACUAAUGUAUUCACACUGUCGAUAUUUGAUUGAAUGGAAGUAGCAGUUUCACAUGUAUGUGGGAAUUUGAUAAUCAUAAAGGAUUAGCGUCACA